This is a messenger RNA of Rhipicephalus sanguineus (brown dog tick), 1465 nucleotides long. Its product is annotated as high-affinity choline transporter 1-like. Lineage: Eukaryota; Metazoa; Arthropoda; Arachnida; Ixodida; Ixodidae. The transcript has 9 exons. Gene Ontology annotation, cellular component: plasma membrane. Bases 1 to 1260 code for a protein of 419 amino acids. Gene Ontology annotation, biological process: acetylcholine biosynthetic process; transmembrane transport; choline transport. The record is from RefSeq and is a predicted model, not a curated record. Gene Ontology annotation, molecular function: choline:sodium symporter activity.
AUGCAGGUGAACAUGCUAGCCACAGUCGUCCUGGCCGCCUACUUCGGUGUCCUUGUGGGACUCUCCGCUUGGUCCAGCCGACGAGGAAAGAAGAGAACCGCGAAACUCGCACAGUUGACAUAUGGCAGCCCCUACGAUGAAGCAUUGAGUCCCGGCUUCGUGAGGUUGCUGCUCGCGAACAGGAACGUUCCGCUCUGCCUCGGCCUCACCUCAAUGACAGUGACCUGGAUCGGAGGAGGCUUCGUCAGCGGCACAGCCGAGGCCGUCUACGUGCAUGGCCUGCUCAGCACCCAAGUCCCCAUUGGCUACACGAUAAGCCUGAUAUUUGGCGGCCUGUUCUUCUCGCACAAGAUGCGCGCGACACGCUCGCUGACGAUGUUGGACCCGUUCCAGCAGCAGUACGGCCGCUGGAUAGGCCCGCUCUUGUGCCUGCCUGCGCUGGCCGGAGAACUGUUCUGGUCGGCAUCGGUCUAUGCGGCACUAGGUCAGGCGGCGGAGGUGGUCGCGGGCUUGAGUGGCUCAAUGAUCAUCGUUCUGUCCUCGCUGAUCGUCGCACUGUGCACUUGUCUCGGAGGCCUGCCUACGGUCGUGAGAACGGACGCCUUGCAUUUGUUUGCGGCGUUCGUCGGAUUGUGGGUGUGUGUACCGUUCUGCAUGACCACCAAAUUCGCGAACAACGAGGUAGCGGCGGCCGACGCAAGCAGCGAUGCGGCGCUGUACUCAAUACCGGAGAUGGUGGAUCGUUUCUUCUCACUCGUGUACGGAGGCAUACCGUGGCAGGUAAUGCUGUGGGCGCGAUUAAUUAGAAACAUUGGAUGGCAAACGUGGUCGAAGUUUAACGAUGCAAUACCAACAAGCCCACCGAACCAUCCUCUUGAACGAUCACAGAGACAGCGCAAAACCCAGGUCUACUUCCAGCGCGUGCUCAGCUCUGCCACCGUGUUCGACGCCCAGAUGCUCUCCUACGUGUCGGCUGUCGGGUGUCUGAUGUUCGCAGUGCCGCCAAUACUAAUCGGUUCCACCUCUAGGCGCGCUAAUUUCACAGCGGCGGGCUACCCGGGUCCCGCACGACUGCGGCCGCAAGACCAGGCGCGCGUGCUGCCCUUGGCCAUCCGCUACCUGUGCCCGGGACUCGUGUCCAUGAUGGGAAUGGUCGCCAUCGUCGGUGCUGUCAUGUCGUCGGCCGACUCGUCGGCGCUCAGCGCUUCGACGCUCGUCGACCAGAAACGUCUACCAGUGCCUCUUCAAGCCGACGGCUAGCGAACGGGAGCUGGUCAAGGUGCUGCGACUCGCUGUGUGCGUGGCCACCGCUGCCGCCAUGAGCACGGCGCUCUCGGUCAGUUCAGUGUUCGCGCUGUGGACGGUCUCUUCAGAGAUGGUCUACGUGCUGCUGUUCCCGCAGCUGAUUGGCGUCUUCUACAUGCCCAAAUGGACCAACUCCUACGGAUCCGUCGCCAGUACGUUG